Molecule: messenger RNA, 988 nt
Organism: Clupea harengus (Atlantic herring)
Lineage: Eukaryota; Metazoa; Chordata; Actinopteri; Clupeiformes; Clupeidae
Product: trichohyalin-like
Exons: 2
Coding region: 112-909 (265 amino acids)
Source: RefSeq, a predicted model, not a curated record
GUCCGGGCACAAUGGCAAAAGCAGAGUGAGAUACGGCGCCAAGGCCAGGAACGUCUACUCGCAUACCUCAGUGGAGGUCUGAGAAAGAUAGAGGAACAAGAGGUUGAGAACAUGAGGGCUAGUCAGGUGAUGGCGCAUGCUGAGCAGAACGAGAUGGAUAUCAGCUUAGAAGAGAGGAAAAGACAAGUGACGAAGGAGCUGAAGGAGUUUACGAGAGAGGUCAACAAGGUGCUAGAUGGAGUCUCCGACCCAGACUCGGAGGAGUCUGAGUCCGGAAAUGUUUCUGUGUCCGAUGAAUACACCACAGAAAGUGUAUGGGAAAUGGAUAUGAAAGCCAAGAAAGCAAGAAGUAGACAAGAGAUGGACAGACUUAAGCAGGACAAAAGACAACGUGAUGUCGAAAGGGAGAGAGAGCUGGAGAGGAAGAGAGAGUUGAAGAGACUUCAGCGGGCGAAGCGAGAGCAGCAGGUAGUGGAAGAGAGAGGAGGAGAGCAGCAGAUGAACAUCAAGGCCAAGCAGAAGGCAGAGAGACAGAGAGAGAUGGCAAUACAGCAAGAGCAGGAGUUGUCCCAUGACAUCGAAAAAUUAAUACAAAUUAUCCAGGAGGGGUCAGGAACGGACAAGAGACUGCACGACAUGGCUCGCAAGGAGUUGGAGGGGCUACAAAAAGCUGAAAUUUACUACCAAAACAAGAAAAGGAGAGCCCUGGAGAGACAACAAACAGAACAGUUGCAAAUACAGCAGAGACAAGAAAGAGAGAGAAGGAGGGAGGAAGAGAGAGGGGCCGCUUUCACAAGAGAUAUUGAAAAAUUGGUCGGAUACGAGUGGGCAGGACCGUGGGGCAUUGGCCAAUCUUAUGGAUGUGCUCUUGGCAGGAAGACGGUAAGUGUCUUUAAAACAUGCAUGUGACUUCAAACACAGGUUCUCACAAGAGAGACAUUGUUGUAUAUAAGGUAAUAGAAAAUAUAUCUGAAAUCUGAAUCAUAUG